UAAUUUGAAAAGAUAAAUAAGUAAAAUUAGAUAUUAGAAAUCUUUUAGAUAUUAUCGUUUUUUUUAUUGGAAUAGUUAUUAUCUUCUUAAAAAAAAAAAAACCAAAAAGAGGGAUAAACUUAAAACAGUAGAAAUAAAUCUCAGCAGAGGUGGGUAUCUCAGUGGAGCAGCAGAAGUGGGUAAACUUAAUUGAAUGAUGACUGACGAAGUCUUGAUUCUUGAAGAAGACCAGAUCUGAAUCACCUGAUGCUGGGUAAAUAAGGGAUCGCUGGAGUUACCGAUCUGGUUCGCGAUUGUACCGCGAUUCGGGUCGCGCGAUCGGGAUCGCGGGUCGCCGGCAAACCGAGCGAUCCCGGCAUCUCUCCUUCUGCAGUAGUCCUUAACUUACUAGCAAUGGCUACCGGCGCAAUCCAAAAAGUACCCUGCUAUUCGUACUCACCAUCGUCAUCGUCAUCGUCAAGACGUUGGACAUACGAUGUGUUCUUGAGCUUCAGAGGUGAAGACACACGCAAGGGCUUCACGGGCCAUCUCCACAUGGCGUUGAAAGAGGCCGGAAUCAAUGCGUUUAUUGACGACCAGCUGAGAAGAGGAGAAGAUAUAACAGCCGAACUGGUGCAGGCAAUUGAAGGCUCAAGGAUCUCAGUGAUCGUCUUCUCACGGAGGUACGCAGAUUCCGGUUGGUGUCUUGAGGAGUUGGUGAAGAUCAUGGAGUGUAGAACAACACUGGGGCAAAUGGUGUUGCCGAUAUUCUAUGAUGUUGAUCCUUCAGUUGUCCGGAGACAGACUGGUAUUUUUGCAGAUGCGUUUAAAAAACAUGAAGAGCGCUUUCGUGAAGAUAAAGUCAAGGUACAGAGAUGGAGAGAUGCUCUCACUGAAGCUGCUAACUUGUCUGGCCAUCAUCUUGCGGACGGGCAUGAAGCAAAGUUCAUCAAGGAAAUUAUAAAUGCUGAGAUUAACAAACAACUGACCAAUACACAGUUGUUCAUAGCCGACUACCAAGUUGGAUUAAACUCUCGCGCGGAAAAGAUUAUAAAUCACUUAAAUAUUGGAAAAAAUGAUGCUGAUGUUCGCAUGGUUGGAAUUUUGGGGAUGUCUGGAGUGGGUAAAACUACAGUUGCCAAAGUCAUUUAUAACGAAUUAUAUCAUACAUUUAGAGGUCAGAUUAGUUUCCUUGAAAAAGUGAGGGAAACCCAACAUCUGGUUGAUUUGCAAAGACAACUUCUUGUUGAUAUCUUGAAUGGGACCAAGAUAACUAUUAGUAAUGUCUCUGCAGGGAUCAUUGAGAUAAAAAGAAGACUUGGAAGCAAAAGGGUACUUGUUAUAAUUGAUGAUGUAGAUCAUUCAGACCAGCUAAAAGCCUUAGCUAUCAAACGAGACUCGUUUGGUGCAGGGAGUAGGAUUAUUAUAACAACCAAAGAUGAACAUUUUCUUAGGCAACUCCAUGUGGAUAGCAUAUACCAUGCUGAACAAAUGAAUAAAGAAGAAGCACUUGAGCUCCUUAGUUGGCAUGCAUUUGGAAAUUGUGGUCCUGAUAGAGAAUAUCUUGAGCUUGCAAGAAAAGUAGUGGAUUAUUGUGGAGGUUUGCCACUGGCUAUCCAAGUUUUAGGUUCUUUUCUAUGUACAAGAAGCACAGGAGAAUGGGAAAGUACAGUUGAGAAAUUGAAAAGAAUACCCCCUCGUGAAAUCCAGGAAAAGCUCAAAAUAAGCUAUGAUGGGCUAGGUGAUGAUACAGAGAAGGAUAUAUUCCUUGACAUAUCUUGCUUUUUUAUUGGAAUGGACAAGAACUAUGUCACACACGUGCUGGAUGGCUGUGGCUUUUCUUCAGAAAUUGGGAUCCGAGUCCUCCAUGAACGGUGCCUUAUAACUUCUCAUCAAGGACAAAAGCUGAUGAUGCAUGACUUGGUUCGAGACAUGGGCAGGGAAAUUGUGCGAGCAAAAUCCCCUAACAACCUUGGGAAACGUAGCAGAUUGUGGCAUCCUGAUGAUGUGAAAUCUGUGUUGACAAACAAUACUGGAACUAAGAGAAUUGAAGGAAUUAUUCUAGAUUUGGCAGACUCUGAAGAUAGUGGUUUCACUACAGAAGCAUUUAAAGAAAUGCAGAAUCUGAGAUUGCUCCAACUCAAUUACGCAAAUCUUACUGGAGGCUACGAGUUCUUUUGUAAAGAGAUAAGAUGGCUUUGUUGGCAUGGCUUCCCUCUAUCGGUCAUACCAAAGGAAUUUUAUCAACCAAACCUAGUUGCUAUUGACCUGCGGUUUAGCAAGCUGACGCACGUUUGGGAGGAUACUGGGGUGCUCGAGAAUUUGAAGAUUUUAAAUCUCGGUCAUUCCCACUACCUACUGGAAUCACCAGACUUUUCAAAACUCCCAAAUCUCGAGAAAUUGAUACUUAAAGACUGUAAGAGUUUAUCCAAAGUUCACAAGUCCAUUGGACAUCUUAAAAGACUUGUUUUGGUAAACUUGAAAGACUGCAAAGUUCUCAAGGCUCUCCCAGGUAGUUUCUAUAAGUUGAAAACUAUUAAAACUCUGGUGCUUUCUGGCUGUUCAAGAUUUGAAAAGUUUGGAAAAAACUUAGGAAAUAUGGAAUCAUUGACAACUCUUCAAGCAGAUAAGACAGCCCUAACAAAAGUACCAUCUGUAGGUAACUUAUAUUGUUUAAGGGAACUGUCUCUUGUAGGCUGCAAUUUACAUGAAGUUCCUAAGGAUCUUGGGAGUCUAUCUUUUUUAGAAGAUUUAGAUCUAGGAGGUAAUAGUUUUGAUAGCUUUCCGGACCUCAGUCGCCUUUCCAGUCUUUCUGAUCUAUCAUUGCCAAAUUGCAAUUUGACUAAUGAUGCAAUUGAUUCUAUGAAUCUUGGGAGUCUGUCAGGGUUACAUUCUUUAAAUUUGGACAACAACAAUUUUGGUAGCCUUCCAAGCCUGAGUGGUCUUCUUCAGCUUACAUGUCUUCGCAUGGCUGGUUGUACAAAACUUGAAGAGAUCAAUGGUUUACCAACUAGUUUACAUAUCCUGAACGCAGAUGAGUGCACUGCACUGAGAAGGAUGCCAAAUUUUUCGGAGAUGAAGAUGCAGAGGUUAAAACUAAAUAAUUCUCCCCAACUCAUUGAGUUUCCUGGCUUGGAGAAGUCAUUAAACGUUGCCAUGCGACUGACGAUGAUGGCACACAACAAUUUCACAAAUUACCUUCUUAAAGACAGCACUCUGGAGGGAUGGAUCGGGGCUGGUGACAUUUUGGUUGGCGGAAAUGAAAUUCCAAAGUGGUUUGAGUACAUCACAGAGGACGGUGGCCAAGUCCAUUUUAGAGUGCCUCAAGAGAUUGGUUGCGAUCUUAAAGUGUUGGCUGUUUGCGUGGUCUAUUCUGCUAAUUCGGCAGAUUCCAGCCAAGGGCUUUAUGACUUCUUCUUUUAUGUUGUCAAUCAUACCAAGCGUACUAGUUUCAAAGCGGAGACAGAUAUUGCCUUUGCAAGAAAUUCCCAUGAAUACUAUCUUUGGCUGGGACAUUUAUCAAAUGAUGAGUUCAAAUUGGGAGGCGGCGACUUGGUCGAUCUUGUUGCAGUUAUUCCAUAUGAAGAGUUCAGGGUGGAGAAAAUAGGCCUGCGUCUGUUGUCUGACAGAUGUAUCAGUUCCUAUCCCAAGCCGAUGUGGUAUGAUGUAAUCCCAUACUAUCAAGGCCUACUGAAUAUUACUAUUUAUGAAUGUGAUGAUGAGGAAGAGGAGGAGGAAGGACCGAGCCAUGUCCCAUCGAAAGAGCACCAACCUUUCAACAGAAGGGAAUCUGAUGACAAUGCGAGUAUGGAAACGAGUACAGAUGAAGAAUCCUUGGCGGACCAGGAUACUCCUGUCUUAGGAAAUACAUGGAUCGCCAUUUUUUCAAAACUGUGUUGUUGCCUGCCUUCCAUAAAUUCCUCAUAAUCAAAGUUAACUCUCUGUCCUCAGUGCCAAAUCAAGCUAGCUUCUCUCGAUCAGCUGUGAAUUUUAGUUUCCUACGUCGUCUUUGUGAUUAAAUUGGCUUUGGCUUGAUUUUCCUGGUCUAAACUUCAACAUUAUUGGUUAUUCCGUGUAACCAAAAAACCACAGCAUACCGGCAAGUAGAACAGUUUGCAGUAGUUGAACACGGACUUUUGCAAUGGCAAUGCAGCACCUUUACCAAGUGAUAUACAGCAACUUUUAGCUUGCUAAUACAAAUUAUGAGCUAUGCCCGUAAUUAAUUAGCAUCCGUUGUACAAAGCAGGCAGAAUUUGACUGCAACAGGGGGGAAAUUACUAAGAAAAUAGUCUAAGCGGAUAGGCUGCUAUAGUGCUACAAUUACCCUGGCAUCCAACCAUCAAUAAAAAAAAUUCAAUCAUAAAUUAUACCAUGAAUAUCAGUAACAAAUGUAAUAGCUUCCCAUGAAUAUUUAGGCAGGGACAUGUAUCAAUGCGUUCAAUUUGGAGAGUGGUGAUCAGGUUAAGAUUACUGAUCUUAGGGGCAAAAAGGGAAAAAAAAUCUAGAAGACUCCAAAUAUAUAAUGGUUAACUAUUAUUGUCCCAUGUCUUCUUUAAUUUUUUAAGAUCAUUUUACCCUUUAAUUAGUUAAGAGUUUUUUUUUUUUUUUUUUUUUUGUCGCCUCUCAAAUGGGUCUCUCGAUUUUUCAAGCUUUUACCAAAAUCAUUUUAAAAUCCCUUCUUUCUUUUUCCAAAUCCUCACAUUGGUAAUCCAAGACCCUAUGUUGAACAUCCAUCUAGGCUCUUAUGCAAUCCUAAUCCCAGUUUUAUGUCUGAGAGAUUAAGAUGCAUUAGAGCAGAUGCACAAAAGGACCAAUUGGGUGACCAAUUGGAGAAAAUGGUCAGUCUUGGCCAUGCAGCAGGCAGUGGCGGAACUAUUAAGGGGCCAGAGGUGGCCCUGGCCCCCCUCAAACUUUUGAAUUGCAAAUGUGGGAACAUGUAAUUGGUAAGUGAAUUAGACAAGAAUCAUGGAAUUCCCCACCCCCCCUUCUCUGGAUUGUGUAGAAAAAGUAUAAAAAAUAAUAAUUUUUAACACUUGUGUGGUACAAUAUCUAUAACCUAUUAAUAAAUUUUUUGAAAAACUAAAAAGAAGACAUAAAUAGAUGCUAUGAAAGAAUACAUUGGUACGUAGCUCAAAAAUUACUAUUAAAGCUUUCUUUAUAAAUGUUAAAUAUGUUUUGCAUUAAAUUGUCUUCUAAUAAAAAAAAAAUUAAAAAUUUGUUAAACAUAUUUCACAAUUUUUCGGCCCCCCCAAAUACAACCUUCUAGUUCCGCCACUGGCAGCAGGAAAAGAUUGCCCAGGCAAUCACUAGGGGCCACAUGAGACCACUUGCCCAUGCAAUUUGUUUGUUAAUCCUUAGAGCAGAUACACCAAAGGACCAAUUGGGUGGCCAAUUGGAGAAGAGGGCCAGUCUUGGCCAUGCAAAGGGAAAAGAUUGCCUAGGCAAUCACUAGGGACCACUUGCCCAGGCAAUUGGUUUGCUAAUCCUUAGUCACCGAAUUGCCCGACCUUUGGUGGUGGGCUCCACAAGCACGUGGGCCUGCUGCCAACAACUCUCUCUUUUUUCUAACCUAUACUUUUGUGUAAUUUAAUCAUAGCCGUUGGAUCUUUCGAUCCAAUGGCUGCGAUUAAAUGAUCGAUAAUGGUAAUUUUGAUUUUCACCCUAAAAAAUAAUCCGGAAUGUAAAAAGAAAUCUUAAAAUUUUU
Molecule: messenger RNA, 5683 nt
Organism: Rosa chinensis
Lineage: Eukaryota; Viridiplantae; Streptophyta; Magnoliopsida; Rosales; Rosaceae
Product: disease resistance protein RPV1
Exons: 5
Coding region: 394-3906 (1170 amino acids)
Biological process (GO): defense response; signal transduction
Molecular function (GO): ADP binding; protein binding
Source: RefSeq, a predicted model, not a curated record